CCGGGCCUGUCACUAUCGGUCACUUAGCCGGGCAUCCCGCAGUUGCAGCCUCAGCUGCCGGCCGGGUGAGGAGAUGGCUUCUCCCUCUAGACAGGACCCCCUCGGGGGGUCAGGACUGCUCCAAGGGAGCCGGGCUCGUUCUUAUGGAAGCCUGGUGCAGUCUACCUGCUCCCCAGUGAGGGAAAGACGCCUGGAGCACCAGUUGGCGCCCGGAGACACCCUGGCUGGACUAGCACUCAAAUACGGGGUGACGAUGGAACAGAUUAAACGUGCAAACCGCCUUUAUACUAAUGACUCCAUCUUCCUGAAGAAAACCCUCUACAUCCCCAUCCUGACAGAGCCCAGAGACCUGUUCACUGGUUUGGAUUCUGAGGAAGAGAAAGAUGGAGAGGAAGAGAUACAGCCAAAUAAGGAUGAAGUUUGGCCACACUCAGCUGAGAGGAAGAAACAGGAGACAGGCUCAGGACGUGCCAAUGGUGAAGUCCUUCCCACACCUGCCCAGGAAUCCCCCACUCCCAUCCAUGACCUCUCUGCCUCUGAUUUCCUUAAGAAGCUUGAUUCACAGAUCAGCCUGUCAAAGAAGGCUGCUACCCAGAAGCUGAAAAAAGAGGAAAGUGGGGUACCUGGGGAGGAUUCAGGUCUCCACCGGAGCUCCCCUCGGGUGCAGCAACGAGCAGUCCUAGGCCCUGUGCCACUGACCCGGACCUCUCGAACCCGGACACUUCGGGACCAAGAGGAUGAAAUCUUCAAACUCUGAUGCCUCCAGAGCUGACUGAGAGAAGCAAGAUGGUGAAGGAGCAACUUGAGGGGAAGGGGAGCCUGAGGUGAGGCUCAAGAACACAGCUUCCCAGCCUAUCCUCACUCCUGCCCAGCUCAUGGUCCCAUCAAGAGUACCUCAGCCUGAGGCAGUUUUAUUGGCAAGAGUGGGGGGUGGGGAAUUGACCCCUUCUCAGUUCUUGGGCUGAAUCUAGAGUUGUCCUUUAGAUUCAAAGGUUCUUUUUACAUCCCUGCUGCCUUUCCCAUCCCUCUCACCAUUGGUUGGCCUUAGAACAGGGAGGCAGGGACUACCCCCAACCCCCAACUUCUUGCCCAUCUCCAACUAUGUUACCUAAUUUAUUUGGUGCUAUAUUGAAGUAAUAUUUAUUUGCUGUACUUUAUUCUUUCCCACUCUUAGCUAAAAAUGAGAUUUUUUUAUAGCCAUGUGUGAGAGAAACCCAGGAACAGUGAGCUAGUGACUGUUGGCUGUCUACCUUCUUAGCCAAGCAUGUUAUUGAGGGUGGGAUAAUCAGUGAUCUAAUCCACUGAAGAAGUGGUAGACUGUGCCAGGCCUUUUCCUCAGUCUCAAAGUAAAGAAUUUGGGCUUAGUCGUGGCUAACCAGUUCACUAUAACUUCUUCACAACUCUAUGAGAAAAAAACAGUGAUGUAGGUAUCCGACUCCUCAAUUCUAACCUGCUCCUCUGUUCAGCCUGUGUGAGGCUAAGGGACAUAACAAGAACUGUCUUGGAGUUCGAAGAGGACAGUUGUGGGAGUCCUUUUGUUGUGGGCAUUUUUUUGUUAUACCCCCUCCCCACCAGAGCCUUUCGAUCUAUGCCUUGCUCCUCACUGCGUAUUUUUUGCAAUGUAGCACUGAUCCGGAGUAGUGUUUGUUUCUUACACAGAAGUAGGCAAGGGAACCCCAAUGAUACUGGAAAUAUGCCUGAAAUCUCCUGUAUGGAAAUGGUGAGUGCUGAGAUAAGUGGUGUUUAUAUACCACCAUGAUGGUCAUAAAAUAUAAGGAGCUGGAGAGAUUAAACACUGAGCCCUGUG
Messenger RNA from Miniopterus natalensis, 1807 nucleotides. RefSeq names its product LysM domain containing 1 (gene LYSMD1). The record is from RefSeq and is a predicted model, not a curated record. Lineage: Eukaryota; Metazoa; Chordata; Mammalia; Chiroptera; Miniopteridae.